AUGGGCCCACCAACAGUCCCAAAAUAUCCCUUCCUGCAGCAGGGCACAAAUCUAUUUUACAAACCACAGUUUAUGGUUCCUGGUAUGGCUAUUCCACCGCCAAUAAUGAACAUUAUUAAUGAUAAUAAUAUCAAAGAACCAACAAAACCUGAAUUUAUUAUUCAAGAACCGUUACAAAUUCCGGAAGCACCAAUUGUGAUUGCACCAGCGCCUGUUGAAGAAAUAACUGAUAAUAAGCUUGAGAUUCCACAAGCUCCUGAACUUCCGCCACUUAUAACGCACGAGCUUCCCACCGUAGUGCUUGCAGAACCGGUCCCUGAACCUGUUGAACCACCAAAGACAAUAGAAGUUCCACAAGCACCAGAAUUGCCACCACUUAUUCCUGGACAGAUCAUUCCCGAAGCAGUUGUGCUACCCGACACUGAACAAAAGCCGAUUGAAAUUCCGGAAGCCCCAAUUCUACCGCCUUUGCCUGAACUUCCUGCUUCAAUUAUCAUUCCUGCUGCACCCGAAAUUCCCAUAAUCGAGGAAGUUCAACCUGCCUCAGAACACGAGACUCUCCAUUUGCCAGAGGCUCCAAUUCUACCACCAUUCACAAUGCCGGAGUUGCCUGCAGUCAUAGUUUCGACCAUACCUGACAAACCUGAAUGCGACGAAGCGUUAGCUGUACCGGACUCCAAGCCUGUACAAAUUCCUGAAGCUCCGAUUCUUCCAUCUUUCACGAUACCCGAGUUGCCAGCGCCAAUGUUAAUCCCAACUGUCCCAGAAAUUCCCACCUUCAUUGAAGUUCCAGAAACCGAGCCUGUAAAAAUCCCUGAAGCUCCCGUCCUCCCGGCGUUUACUAUGCCCGAGUUACCAGCUCCGAUCGUGAUUCCUGUUGCUUCUGAAAUCCCCGCUGUCAUUGAAGAACAAUCUGCUCCCGAACUUAGACCAAUUGAGAUCCCUGAAGCUCCUGUUCUACCACCAUUCACUGCGCCUGAGCUUCCAUCGCCUGUUGUAUAUCCCGCUGCCCCGGAAAAUUCUGUAAUAAUCGAGGAUCAACCAGCUCCAGAGUUUGAGCCCAUCAAAAUCCCUGAAGCUCCCUCCCUCCCCGCUGUUACGUUGCCCGAGUUACCAGCUCCAAUUGUGAUUCCUGCUGCUCCAGAGUUUGAACCCAUCAAAAUUCCUGAGGCACCAGUUCUUCCACUUUUUACCAUGCCUGAAUUACCAGCACCCAUUGUUAUCCACGCUGAAGAAGUUCCUGCUCCAUGCCCUCCAGCGUCCGCAUCUCAACCUCUUGAAAUUCCAAACCCUCCUGAACUAUCUCCUUUUGAAAUACCUGCCAUACCCGUCUUAUAUGAUGAAUCUCCUAAACCAGCACCUGCUAUAAUUCCUGAAGCACCUGAACUUCCUGCUAUUGUCAUUCCAGAAAUGCCAACAAUUCCAGAAGUAAUAGAUUAUCAACCUAAAAACAUUCCUGAAGCUCCUCAGUUACCUCCUUUUACUUACGCUGAAACAUUUAUAGAAACUCCUUCUCCAAACAUUCCUGAAUUUAAGCCUAUUGUCGUUCCUGAAGCCCCUCAACUACCUCCUUUAACAAUCCCAGCAAUACAAGAACCUGUUCAAGUUGAAGUUAACCCGGAACAUCUUGAAGAACCCUGUGACGAUAACGAGCUUCGGUCGAGGAGUCCACUUUCAACGCUUGUCAUGCCUCAAUUACCUAUGGUUGCAUCUCCAGAACAACCACAGAUAUUGCCACCCACGUUUUGGGCUCAAAACAUUAUAAUAGAACGAGUUCUUCCAUACAUAAUCGUUGGUGAAAAGAACCUUGAACGCUUAGAAUUAGAUUCAAAAUACCCAGUUUUCCCCAAAACUUACAUUUCUCCACAACAGUAG
This is a messenger RNA of Pectinophora gossypiella (pink bollworm), 1875 nucleotides long. RefSeq lists its product as uncharacterized. The record is from RefSeq and is a predicted model, not a curated record. The transcript has a single exon. Bases 1 to 1875 code for a protein of 624 amino acids. NCBI's taxonomy places the organism in Eukaryota, Metazoa, Arthropoda, Insecta, Lepidoptera, Gelechiidae.